Molecule: messenger RNA, 312 nt
Organism: Ostertagia ostertagi
Lineage: Eukaryota; Metazoa; Nematoda; Chromadorea; Rhabditida; Trichostrongylidae
Source: the annotation of a GenBank genome assembly
AUGUUCUCGGUCGAGCAUCCGAUGUACACCGCGCCCGGCAGGCCCGGCUGGUCGCGCGAUCCCGACAACCGCCUUGCCUGGCCGGUGAACCGCUACGCCGACGAAGGCGAGCGCUCGACCGACUGGCUGGCCAAGGGCGUGAUCAAGCAGCACCGCACGCUCGCACGUUACGUGAACCUGCUGAUCGAGACGGGCUUCACGCUUUCGCGCCUGGAGGAAUGGUGCUCCAGCGCCGAGCAGAUCGCCGCCCAUCCCGACUGGGCCGGCACCGAAGAGCGUCCGUCCUUCCUGCUGAUCUCCGCGCAGCGUUAG